Mesitornis unicolor (brown roatelo) is the source of this 855-nucleotide messenger RNA. It is a transcript of the gene HABP4, whose product is annotated as hyaluronan binding protein 4. Gene Ontology annotation, cellular component: cytoplasm; nucleus. NCBI's taxonomy places the organism in Eukaryota, Metazoa, Chordata, Aves, Mesitornithiformes, Mesitornithidae. The record is from RefSeq and is a predicted model, not a curated record. Gene Ontology annotation, biological process: positive regulation of RNA splicing; positive regulation of translational initiation. The coding region runs from base 1 to 855 and encodes 284 amino acids. The transcript has 7 exons. Gene Ontology annotation, molecular function: RNA binding.
AUGGCCCAGAUGCGAACAUCUGUGCGGGAAGAACAACAAAGAUUUAGUAACAGAGGAGCAGAAAUGAAACAAGACAAAAUUGAAUGGACACCAUCAUUUGAGGAAGGUGACUCCCGUGAAACAGAAACACAGGACGAAUUCACAGUGGUAAGGAAAAAAACCAUGACUAGAAAUCUUCUUAGACGGUUUGAAAGAGUAGAUUGUGAAAGGCCAGUAAGAGGUUUUGGCAGAGGAAGAGGUGGAAUGCAAGGUAGUGGAAGACGUGGUGGAAUUAAUAGAAGUUUUGAUGGCUUUAACCACAGAGGAAAACAGGAGUUUGAAAGACAAAGUGGGAAUGAUCACAUUGGGAUGGAACAGACUGCUCCCAUAGAAGAGACUGCAGAAAGCGCUGAGCAGCCAAGGGCAUCUGAAGGAGGGCCUCUAAACAAAGUUGCUGAAGGAGAGCCAUUGGAAGAAGUAGUUCAAGAAAUGACGUUAGAUGAGUGGAAAAAUCUUCAGCAACAGAAUCGACCAAGGCAUGAAUUCAACAUCCGGAAGCCAGAAUCCACUGUUCCUUCCAAAGCAGUGGUGAUUCACAAGUCAAAAUAUAGUGAUGAUUUGCACAAAGAACAUAUUGAAGAUGAUUCUCAUGUCUUCCGAAGAUCCAUGAAUGACAUAACAUCUCGUCUGGAUAUUAAUUUUGGGAGUCUUUCUCUGCCUGGCCGCAGAUCAAGAGGAGCACGAGGUGGUCGUGGUCGUGGUCGUGGUCGUGGUUGUGGCAGACAAGUUGAGGAGACAAGACCUCAACCAGCAGCAGCGGUGCAGCAUGUUGCUCCAAAUCCUGAUGACCUGGAGGAUUUUCCAGCUUUAGCUUGA